Cryptotermes secundus is the source of this 4771-nucleotide messenger RNA. Its product is annotated as protein SON. The transcript has 11 exons. Gene Ontology annotation, biological process: regulation of mRNA splicing, via spliceosome; regulation of cell cycle. The coding region runs from base 311 to 2386 and encodes 691 amino acids. Gene Ontology annotation, molecular function: RNA binding. NCBI's taxonomy places the organism in Eukaryota, Metazoa, Arthropoda, Insecta, Blattodea, Kalotermitidae. The record is from RefSeq and is a predicted model, not a curated record.
UGUGAGAACGGAGCAGAAGCUGAGGGGAUGUAUGGGUAAGGUGGUAUACAGUAAUUUCCGUUGGUUGGUCGCGAGCGAAGUUUUUAGGACAAUUUAGGACGGUGCAAAAUGAAGUUUUCUGUAGUAGUGGUGAGCGUUACUUUUGUGUAGAAAGUGUGAAUUUAUCAUUAUGAAUUAAUGUGAUACGUGUACCGAUGUGAUGAACUGUAUAUUGUGAUGAUAAAUUUUGUUAAUCUGUAAUUUCAUAACAAAUGUUCGCGUUAUUAUAAUCGAACUUGUUAGCGGCAGUUUGACAGACUUGUUUCUGAAAAUGACAACGAGCAGUGGACAAGCCGCAGUAGUGAAUAAAACUUCAGUCAAAGAACAAUUUUGUGUUAAGCAGGAAUUAUUUGAUUUUAAAACUAUCUUAAAUAAGGUUGACACUCGAAAUGUGAGCGAGCCAGACAUUCCUACUAAAUCGUCUACCGAAAUACUGUCAGAGUUGUUUGGGUCUUUCAAUGCAGAACCACCAAAAAUUGCAGAGUGUGUGGAACAAAUUAGUGAAAAUGGACAUGAUGUUGCAGGGCGGAAGUCUGCAGAAAAAGACACUUCUCUUCGAAAUAAAAGGAGCAAAAAGAGUAAAAAGAAACACAAGCAAAAAGAGAAGAAGCAUAAGAAGAAGACAAAAUCAAGCAAGAGGCAGGGAAAUAGUGAAGACAGUGAUGACACUGGCUGUGGGGGUAGGAGACACAAAGACCCAAGUGAAGGCAAGAAAAAGAAGAAGUUGAAGGACAGCGGUGUGACUGAACCAAAACUAAUGCCAACUAUGGAACCUGUGUCUAUUAAGAUCACCACUGAUGGAAGUAAGAAUGUGAAACGAACAGUGGCGUGUUCACCUGCAGACCCAAAUGGUAGCAGAGCCCCUCCCCUUAGUCUGCCGGCAGCAUCUGAGGAGCCAGUUGUGGAGCCUCCAGGGCACGCUGCCAGCUCACAAGUUGCCGAAACCAAUGCCAAGGCUGGAAUACCUCCUGCUGCUACACAGCCCAAACAGUUGACUUCAGACAUGAAGCCAAGGUCAGGACCAGGCAGGAUUGUCAUCAAGAACCUCAAGUAUAGUUCUGUGUACGAGGAGACGGUGCGGCAGGUGGAGGAACAGGCCAAGCUGAAGGCAGAGCGCUAUGAGGAGGGUGAGCUGUCUGAGGAUAGCAGUGACAACAAGGAGGCAUCCCCCACUGAUGAUGAUCUGGUAGCAUUGAGUCCAGAGCACAGCACCAGCUCAGACAGAAAGGAUCAGCACAGGCACUGUCGGAAACACACCACCACGGAUGACAAGCAUUAUCACCGCCACCAUCACCACAGUCACCACCACAGGAGUCGGAGUCGGUCCCACGAGAAAAGCAAGAGAAGCCACAGUAGCAGCAGCCAUGACAGGCAUCACAGUCAUGGCUGCAGUAAAAGGAUGCACAGCCGAGAGAGUAGCAGCAGCCGUGAACGUCUCAGGAGGAGGAGGAGUCAUAGCAGCAGCAGCAGGAAACGAGCACGACGUUCACGUUCCCACUCAAGGCACAGGUCACCGGGCCACAUAGACAAGCAGAAGCUGCUCGAGAUUGCCAGGAAGAAUGCCAUGACCCUGCUGAAGCAAGGCGUGCUCCCCAGCUCUGUGGUGUCGCAAGACAAGAUGGUAGCCAUCAAGGCAGGAGGCAAGAGCGUGGCUGAGCUCACAGACUUCUGUAAGCAGCUGUCAAAGAAAGAGGCUCUCGGUCAGGCGUCUAGUGAGUCUGAAGGGGAGGAGCACCCUAGUAGUGGGAGUGACACUGAGCGACCGUUCCACCACCCCUUUCAGAUCAAGGAACGGCCAGCCUCAAUUGUGAUGAACAUCAGGAACUCAGUGCAGCUGCCAGUGAAGACACUGCAGGAGAAGACUGCCGAGCAGUCAAAGCAGUUGCGGAUCCAGUUCCCUGUUUCCAGUGGGCAGCAGCACAGGAAGUCGGAGAAUGAGUGGGUGCCAGUGUCACCUAAGAAAGAAGAGCCCACAGCCUCUGUAGUUGCAACAGAGGUGACAGAAAACAGAGUUGUAAUGGAGGCAGUGAACCAGGUGUUCCCCAGCGCCAUGGUCACUGAGGAACUCGAUAUCGGUGCCAUCGUGUCGCAGCGACUCACGGCAAUGCGAAAGUUGCAGGAAAACCCCAAUGAUGUUCAGGCUAUCUCAGAGAUGUACCGUGCUCAGAAAGGUAUGCAGAUGUGGGCUGAAUCGAAGCAGCAGCCAGGUCAGUUUACAGGUACCACAGGUGCUCGAGUGCUCACGGCUGCAGAGCUUGCAUCUGGCUACCAAGCAUGGGCCAAGAAGGCCUCUAGCAAGAUGAGAUCAUCAGAGGAAGAGCAUGCCGCAGCCUGCAAACAUCAGUGAAGCAAGAGGGCCGUGGAACGGUGAGUAGACACUUCAGCAUGGGUAAGUUCAUGGACCCCCCCCCUACAGGGCCCUAGUCUGUGUCACUAGGGCUGCCUGUCACUGUUUGUAAUUAAUAUUUAGGUCCCAUGGUUAGGGUAGCUCCCAGUUGUAGAUAAUAUUCCCAUGCGUGACAUCCAUGGCCCCUAUUGAUCUUCAUGUCGGUCAGGGAGCCCGCUGUCCACACUGGCCAGCAGGAAUGCCUCGCAAAACUUCAUAUUGGCUCCAGGCAAUCUCAGCCUCAAGAUCUUUGGCACAAGAGUUCUGCAUCUGAAUCAUACACAUCUUGAGUCACUGCUGAAGCUGAGAGUUCAAAGCCACACUCUGAUUUUGGUGCUGUUGCACCAAGAAGUAGCAAAAUGUCCCUAUUUGCCCAGCAGUGUCUGUGCAUAGCAACUCAACAACCACCGAAUGUGAUGCUGUGGAAUAUUAUUACAGCAGUUAACUGACGAUAUGAUGACCUAUAAUAUAUCUCAAGCCUAACUUGCCAGAUGUUUAUAAAUCUUACAUUUCUUGGGGUAAACAGAAGGGAGUGAAGAUGACAAAAUUGUUAAGCUGUGCAUGCAUUUCCUAACUUGUUUGCUUUUAUUUUAAUUAAAAAUUAAUGGCUUUCUUAUAUAAUGCCUUCUGAGAUGGUGGACAUCUGGCAACUGGCAUACAUCAAAACUCACAGAUCUGUAGAAUAUCAUAUCAAAAUAAGAAUAUUUUGAAAGCAGUAAUCAUUACCCAUAUUGUCAUGUGGAAUUUUGAGGACAUGGCUCUGCUUCUUGCAGUGAUGUAAAUCCACAUGUCCCUUGUCUUUGCUGCUGUCAAGCUGAUGCUACAGACUGAAAUAUUCUUGUAUUGAUGCUGUGUGGACACAUGAGUUUUGUUGUCACUUUGUUUGGUGCACAGUCAUGCUGCGUGGUGAUUGUUGAGUACCAGCAUGUGGUAUCAGUUCCAAUAUUGAGUGUUCAUGUGUGAUGUUACUUAUUUUCAGAGUUUUGUAUUGUGUAAGUUUUUAGAGCAAACACACCUGUCCCAGCGGAUUCUGACCUCGUGUAAGCAAGAGACAUUCUUCAAGUGCAGAUCCUUUAAUCUUGUUAUAACAGUUCUAAAUCAGUGUUUCUCAGGUACACCAGACCAUAAUUGCAUGACUUCCAGGAAAUACCAUGCCUUGGUAUGAAUGUUGCUUCAUUGUAGGUGAUUCAUCUCUUAUAUUUUCUUACCAACACAACAAACAUGUAAACAUACAAGGCUGGAGUGACACUGGUAGAUUUGCAAGGGCUCCAACGUUGGUGUAUAACACUCAGGAUUAUGGGUUUUUUGGACUUUGUCCAUCAUCCGGUAUUUUAGAGAACACAAUGUUUCAGACACUGGAUCCCUCUGUUUUACUUUCUCUAGAACACCAGAUGAUAAACAAAGUCCAAAUCCCAAUAAUCCCGAGGGGACUGACGCUGUAAUUUUGCGUGAUGUAGUGCUUAGAAAAUACACAGCCCUCUGAAGUUGUGUUUUUGUCUGUACGGUUAAGUAACAUAUGCCACGUGAAUAUAAUGGCUAGUGAUCAUAAAGAUACUUUUUUGUAUGUUCAAAACACUGGUGAUGUGCUGCGUGUGAAACAAAUCACCAGCUUAUGCUUGCUUCAGUGUCAGAACGGAAGAAUAUCUCCGUCUCGUUCUUCCAGAGUCAGCAUAAUGUUACUUCAUGUACAUUGUACCUUGUGUAGGCAACCUUACAAAAUAAAAUUCCCUUGUAAGUAUGUGUAAGUUUCCUCCGCAGGUUAUGAAUACUGGAAGCAUGUUCAAAACAGAAUCUUGUAACUCUACCGAUGAUGUAACGGUCUACACCACCAACGAUGCAUGCUUGUUCCCACUGUAGAUAAAGUAGAACACGGGUCUUACAUGUACUUAUACUACAAUCUUAGACCUGCAUCAAAAUAGUGUGUCAUAUCGUGUUCUGGGUACAGGGAUCAGCACAGUCACGGCACAUAAAACCUUUUGGGAUUCAGAUUCAGAGUGUUCUCUUCUGUGUUAUGGCACCGCAUAAUUUAGUAGGUGAUUACUGAUGUUUUGGAGCCAGUGGGUUUAGUAUUAGUAGCCACAUGCAAACCCAGAGGGCCAGAAUCCGAAUUGUAACCAGUAAUGUCAUAGGAUUGAUGCAGAACGUAGCAUGAUGCUGACUGACAGCCAUGUGCAUUCUUCCCAUUUGAGAGUCACAUGAGUCACAAUGUGUCUUAUCCUUGCACUCCACUGACACUACUGUUUGUGUGUGUAGGACCAGCUCACCACAGCCUCACCAGUGAGUGGGGGUAUGGGCAUGGCACUCCUGCAGAAGAUGGGUUGGCGGCCCGGGGAGGGCCUGGGAAAG